Protopolystoma xenopodis is the source of this 210-nucleotide messenger RNA. NCBI's taxonomy places the organism in Eukaryota, Metazoa, Platyhelminthes, Monogenea, Polystomatidea, Polystomatidae. The record is from the annotation of a GenBank genome assembly.
AUGGCUCCUCAACCUGAUCUUGCGAAUAGAUCAAGGUCAGAUAGGGCUCUAUUGCUCACAAUCGAGGGCCCACCUUCACAGUUGGCUCAUCAAAAGCCUUCAAUUUAUGUAUUUUAUGCUGUACCGCUUUACUACCUCUUUCCCUCCGAUGUGUUCGUCUCAAAUUGGCCGAAAAGACAGGCUGUCCCUCCAUUCGUCGAAAUUCACUAA